ACAGUCUGCGGCACGGAGCAAGUUUCGAACACUGCCAGGUACAGUCCAGGCUACAGUCUGAGGAUGACAACCGUGGUGCGGCCAUCUCUCCUGACAGUGCUGUUGGUUCUGCCGGUCUGCACGGCGGGCUUUCUCUUCGCAGAGACCCUGCAGUCACCGAGCACCCUCCCGCCCUGGCGCUUACGUGGGCUCAUACAAUGUCUGAAGGGAUCAUCCCCCAUCGGGUGCGACGUCUUCGCCUGUCUUGAACAGACGUGUGAAGCAGGAGGCAUGCACAGACUCUGCAAGCGCCUUCUGGACAACGGACACAGCUUCAACACACAGGGCCAAGUGUUCCUGAAAGCGGCGCUACCGUGUAUUGCGCGAACCUUGACCGGUGACUUGGGGCUGCUGUCCGGGUCGUGUGUGGAGCUGCAGGAGCUGGUCAUCAUGGCGGAGUCUCACUGCCUGGAGGAGCACGGCAUCUGUGAUGUGGCUGCCAACAACACCCAAGCCAUCAAGGCCAUCAUGCCAGUACAGGAGCUGCUCCGGAACAGACCCACCUAUGAGCUGAUCCGGUCCAUCAUGGAGUGUGAUGAGGACGUGCGCGCGGAGUUCCGGCCCGACCUGACGGCAGCGGUGGGAGAAGCCGUCCUGUCCGUCAUGAACAAGCUGGGCCUGGGGUGCUGGUACUCCAUGUACGGUUAACAACUUCUCCGUGUACGGUUAACGACUUUCUUUUCCUUGUACGGUUAACGACUUCUCCGUUCACGGUUAACAACUUCUCCAUGUACGGUUAACAACUUCUACGUGUACGGUUAACAACUUCUCCAUGUACGGUUAACAACUUCUCCAUGUACGGUUAACAACAAUAAUGUGAUGGUUAUCUAUGUACGGUUAACAACAACAAUGUGAUGGUUCUCUAUGUACGGUUAACAUGUUCGGUUAACAAAAACAUAAAAAGGCGGUUAACAACGUGUCAGUUCUGCAUGUACGGUUAACAACUUCUCCGUGUACGGUUAACAACAACAGAAUGCUGGAUGGAGUCUAGAUCUAAAGGCACUUCAUAUUCGUUUCAUCAGUUCCAGUUGUAGUUACCUGUGUUAGCGGCAGCCAUUUUGUAGCCUUGUGUGGCUUUCCCCAUAGGUGACCCAGUGUGUAGGCGUAAAUAAGGAGGCUAUUGAUGUAUUGUUGGCUCAAUUUCGA
Branchiostoma belcheri (Belcher's lancelet) is the source of this 1185-nucleotide messenger RNA. Its product is annotated as stanniocalcin-like. Gene Ontology annotation, cellular component: extracellular region. The record is from RefSeq and is a predicted model, not a curated record. Gene Ontology annotation, biological process: intracellular calcium ion homeostasis. The transcript is spliced from 4 exons. NCBI's taxonomy places the organism in Eukaryota, Metazoa, Chordata, Leptocardii, Amphioxiformes, Branchiostomatidae. The coding region runs from base 64 to 687 and encodes 207 amino acids. Gene Ontology annotation, molecular function: hormone activity.